Messenger RNA from Saccostrea cuccullata (small rock oyster), 5956 nucleotides. RefSeq lists its product as uncharacterized. Gene Ontology annotation, biological process: protein localization to ciliary inversin compartment. Gene Ontology annotation, molecular function: protein binding. Bases 17 to 5467 code for a protein of 1816 amino acids. Gene Ontology annotation, cellular component: ciliary inversin compartment. NCBI's taxonomy places the organism in Eukaryota, Metazoa, Mollusca, Bivalvia, Ostreida, Ostreidae. The record is from RefSeq and is a predicted model, not a curated record. The transcript is spliced from 5 exons.
UUACAUUGACCUAACUAUGGAUUCAUCCCCAUUUAAUUUACAUGAGAAAUGGAAAGAGGACGGGAUCAAAGAAGGAUUAAAAAGAUCCUCUAUCGACUUGCUUGUUUCGUGUGGAUAUGAAAGUGUCGAUGCAAUUUCCACAUUAACAGAGAGAGAUAUUCAAGACCUGGACUUGCCCAUGGCACAGAAAACAAUCUUAAGAAGAUGGGUUAUUAAAAUAUUGCGAUUGCAUGAUGAAAGCGAAGCGCUAGUGAAUGCAUUCCCCGGAAGUAUCAAUAGAAAUCUGAGUGAACGGGUUGACAACAGUCAUAACAAAAUUAAUACAGUUGAUAAACUUGAUCUACAGAUCGGAAAUUCACUAACAGGAGAUUCCUUUUCAGUAUCAUCAUCUUCUGAAGAAAACAGCGAUGAUAUGGAAGAAGAAACGGAGCUUAAGACUAGAAAUCCUAUUACAGGAGCAAUUCCACCGGUCAUACAGAGUUUGGUAAACAAAGAAUUCUCUCCAACACACAAAGAGAACACAGAUGAAGUUAUACCAACCGUUUCAACAAAAGGCCCAGAUGGUAGCUCAAUAAUCAUGAAGAAACGGACGAAUGUUAGAAACACAUCCAACUGUGUCAUCGCCGAUAAACUUCACGUUGUAAAAAAUGAAUUUGUACUCAAAGGAGAGACAAAAGAAAACCCUACACUGGAAAAGAAAUUAAAAGAAACGACAAAACUUAUCAUUAAAGAAAAAGAAAUAUCCAUGACGACUUAUGCCUUCACAUUAGCGCUACAGAUACUAGAGGAUUUGAACUUUGUCAUGCUAUCUGGAAGACCUGGAGAUGGAAAAACUUGUAUUGGUCGAAAAUUGUUAGCUUUCAAGGCUGCAGAAGGCUUUGCGACCUACUGUAUAAGCUCAGUCAAAAAUCUUCAAAACAUUCUUAACGUUGCAAAACGCCAAAUAUUUUUUAUGGACGACGUAUUUGGCACAACGACGUAUGAUAAAUGCAGUGUUAAUGAAUGGUUUCACUAUUUUGAAAACUUGCGGCGUACAAUAGAUGAAAAUAAAGGAAAAACAUUACUCAUCUUUGCAUCGAGAAAUUAUAUACUUCGAGACAUUUUGCACCUACCUGACAAAGGAUCAUUCUUCAAAGCAUUUGCUAUUGUGGAUUUAUCACAAGAUCAAUGUUUAUCUUUUAAAGAGAAAAAAAGAAUGGCACAAAUGUAUAACGAUGAAUUUAACCUAAAUUUGUCAGAAGAUGAAAUUGAUUCCAUAUGCUCAAUUGACACAUCAUAUGGAUUUCCUUACGCCCUAAAUCUUUUUAGUAAAUCUUCAAAACUCCGCCAACUAGGAUUAAAAUUCUUUGAAAAUCCAAGAGAAAAACUUUUAUCAGAAAUAUCGGGGUUUGCUCAUGACGAUAAAGUCAAAUAUUGCACAUUUGUAAUGACAGCAAUGAUGGGAAAAGUCAGUAUUUCUACAUUGGACGAUAGCUGUGAAAAGUCAAAGAAACAACAGCUCAUAUUAAGGGUAUCUGGAUUAUGUGACAAUACCCCCUUCAAAGACAUAAUCAAAACAUUCAUAAAACUGAGAGGUAUAUAUUUCCAAUCUGAUGACGGUGAUGUGUUCUCCUUCUCUCAUGAAACGUACAAAGAAGCCACAAUGGCUAGCAUCGCGGAAACGCAUCUAAAACUUGUUUUAGAACAAUUUGAUUUCGAUUAUAUUUUGUCAUCAACAGCUACGACAAGUUCUGAACAAGACGAUGCUUAUUUCAUGCAAAUCAUUCCAAAGUGUUAUUUCAAUGCCUUAGCCCAAAGAUUGAUUGAUGAAUAUGAAGAUAAAAAAUACAAAUUAACCAUUAUUAUGAAACAUCGGUGCUGGGAUGAUCUCUGUUUUAUAACAGAAUUUGAUCGUUUUAUUUCAAACAAUCCAAGUAUUUUUCAAAACAUGAUUGGAUUCAUGCAGUCAGUUGGUCCUUUAGAUAAAACAGCUAUUUUCUGGGCUAUUUGGUGUAGAAAAGAAAAACUUGUCUCGUAUACCCUGGGUGAAUGUGCAUCACAAGCCGCCGCAGGUGAUAUAUCGUCUUUGCAAAUAGACACUUCUGAUGGCUUAAUUGCUGCAUCAUAUAGAGGUUUGAAUAUAGAGUGCUUGGAGCUUUUGAUAAAAUUUGGAGGUGAUAUCAAUGCAGAAAGUAGUUUCCAAACAUUUGGAGAGGAUGAUUAUGAGGAAUUUGAAAAGGAAUUUUGGUUCUUUGAAUGGUUGUUUGAUGAAUAUUUUGGUCACGAAAUUCUAGUUAGAAAGAUGACCCCUGUCAUGGCCUCUAUUUAUGGCAAUCAACCAAAGGUUUUGCAGUUCUUACUUCAAAAAGGGGCUAGGUUAGGAUUUAUUGAAGACAAUGGCAUGUCCAUGGUGCAUUUAGCUGUUAUCCAAAAUAACGCACGCCUUUUGAAAAUUUUAUUAGAACACCCUUUGAUCGAAUUUCGUGUCCGGGACAAUAAAGGUUACACGCCUUUUCAUUAUGCAAAGUCACUCGACAUAAUAAAAAUAUUGCAUGAAUAUCAUCCACACAUUUUACAAUUGCGAUGCAUAUUAGGUGGAUUGACUCCGUUGCAUUUAUGGACUCGAAAAAUAUUCAAUGAUAGUAUACUUAAUAAAGAAAUUUGCAAAUGGGUAUGCUUGAAAGCCCCUCAACUUUUGAACUGUAGGAAUGAGAAUGGCCUGAGUGUUCUUCACACUCUCGUAAAAUCUGAUCAAGAGGACAAUGAAGUUGCAGAAAUGAUAGAACUUUUCAUCACAUAUGGAGCAAAAGUGAAUGUUUCAACCACCAGAGGUAGAAAUCCAUUACAUUCAGCUGCAAGAUCCUCUAAAAUUCGAUUUCAAACCGCUCAUAUUCUUGUAAAAUAUGGGAUUCAAAUUAAUGCAAGGGAUAUGGACGGUCGCUCUGCUCUUUUUUAUGCGGUUUUCAUGGGAAAUAAAGUUUUCGAUGUGUUGGUGAAAAUUAAAGCGGAUCCAAAUAUCAAAGACACUUAUAAAUUACCAAUCUUACAUAAUAUGCUUAAAGAUACAACUUGUAGUCUUUUUCAGAGACGGAGUUUCCAAUUCCGCCAUCAGUAUGGACUCAAUUUUAAAAGAAUAGAGAAACUCAUUGAGAUUGGGCUAGACAUUAACAUAAAAGAUGAGAAAACUGAUGGAACAAUUUUGCACCUUCUCUUAUCCGUUAAAAGCUCAUUACCAAAAUUAGAAGAAAUAGAAAACCUUUUAAAAUUAGGAGCUGAUCCAAACAUGAAAAAUAAAGAUGGUAUUACCCCGACUAUGUUAGCUGCCAAUUUCGGUAUUCCAUUUAUUCAGCUUUUAAUUGGAUAUAAGGGAAAUGCUUCUUUGUCGGAUUGUGAAGGUUUUACUAUCGCUCUCAUGGUUCUCUCGAAAAGUACCGAAGACGAAGCAUUGUCAAUUUUGAUGUACUUGCAGGAAAUAAACGUUUCUCUCGAAGUGCCAGAUACUUCCGGGAAAAUACCUCUGGACAUAGCAAUUGAGAGACAAUUUAGAAGCAUCAUUCGGUAUCUCUUGCAGGAUAAGAAUAUUCUUAAUACACACCCGAAGCUUCUGGUAAAUGCAUUUGCAAAUAGACUUUGUGAUCCUCAGUUCAUGUUUGAUAUAAUUCAUGAAUUGAAUAUAACUGAAGACGUGUGGAAAAUUAAAACUGAAGACGGAAAAACACUUUUAAUGUUAAUAUCGGAAAACUGUCCAACACAAAAUCUGUUCUCUUUGGCAUUAUCAAAAGGAUUACGUCUGGAAGAAUUUGACAUGGAAAACAGAAAUGUUUGCAGUUAUUUAGUUUCUGCGAAUCUGAAGGAGGAUGAACAUAUUCUAAGAAUCAAAAGUAUACUAGAUAUAUGUAAGCCAAAAAUGCUAUCUUUUUUAAAUGAUAAAAACGCUAUAAGGACAACUUUCAGAAAUAAAAAGUACAACCUUCUGAAUUACUUGAUAAGUAUUGCAACCCCACUAACAAGAAGGUCUUUAAAAGAUUUGAUACCUGAUAUGGUUCAUUCAGACAUGACAGGUGAAAUAUUCAUCGAAAUUUUGGAAAAGUUAUCAUGUCAACUGAAUGUCAAAAAUUUCACAGAUGCAUUCGUUGAGGCAGUAAAAAAACCAAGAGAGGGAAAUGUGUUAUCUUUCUUGAUAAGUAAGGGAUCACGUGUUAAACUGUUUUCUGAAGGAGAAAGUGUGAGUUACGUUUUUGAACUUAUUGGCUCAAAAUGCCCUGAUUCAGAAUUGGAAACAGUAUUCAAAUUUUUAAUGAAUGAUCGUACCCUUUUAACAAUAACAGAUAAAAAUGGAUUAAAUUGCUUGCAAACAGCAAUAUUAUAUACAGCAACGGAAAAGUCGAAAGCAAAUAGAAUCAAUGUGAUAAUGUAUUUGAUCCGUAAAGGGAUUAAUGUAGAUCACCGUUCUAAAUCGGGAGAUACUGCCCUUCAUUAUUGCAUUUCGUCAAAUAGACCUUUUAAAGAAAAGCAAAAAAUUUUACAAUUCCUAAUUCUGAGACAUGCUAAUGUUGAUGCUAAAAAUGCUCAAGGCGAAACAGCUUUGACAAUUGCUUUAAAAACAACAGGAAAAAUAAUGUGCUCUACUGAAUCACUAGAUAUGCUUAUCAACGCUUAUCAACCAUUACUAAGGGAUUAUAUUUUCACCACAUAUUUGAAAGAAUAUAUUUUAAACUACAUGACCUUUCUUAGCCCAUCAGAUGAACAAAAGCAGACAUUGCACUUUCUAUGUAUAUUACUGCUACAAUUAAGAAAAAGCGACCUUUUUGAGCCAUUGAAAAUAGCAGUAUUAAAAACCUCACUUGCACUUACAAAAUUAUGUGUAAAACUCGGGGCAAAUGUAAAUGAGAAGGACUCUGAAGGUAAUACUCCUCUACAUAUUCUCUUUUCAUCCCAUACAAUUCAAGAAGAAAGAGAUAGAAUGUGGAUGUUUAUUUUAAAAUGUUACCCGACCCUAAAAGACUAUGAAUUUGCAUAUGAGAAUGCAUUUUAUCACCGCAGAGGACUUCUACAGUUGGAAUUUUUACUUACAUCAGGAGCAAAUCCGAACGUUGUAAACAAUGAUGGUAAUAGUCCCUUGCAUUUAUGCGCAAAGUCAAAUUUUUUGGCAACAUUUACUUACAAUGCAAUGCGUAUGCUUUUGAAAAAUUGUUCAAAUAUUAACAUGAGAAACAAAGAAAAUUUGACACCACUACUUUUGGCUAUUCAGAAUUAUGGAAAUAAGGACCGUUUUAUGAGGAUAGAAGGGCUACUACGAAAUAAAGACAUUAAAUUAUUCGAAAAUAAAUACACAAUUCAUACCUAUCUUCAAGCUGCCAAAAUUGGAAUAAAAGAAUUAGUCAGAAAUGAUCAAAGCGCAAAAAAUCCAAUAGGCCCAAAUCCUGUGACAGAAAUGUUUGACUUUUUCAGAAGAUGGAACGAUAACGAUGAGCAUGAGUCUGACUAAUGAAAGAAAUGUAGUUAUUAUAAACAGAGUCUGAGUCGUUCGUCUUGAUUUAUAGUGCUUCGAAAAUAUUGAAGACGAUUUUUAUUUUUUGUACAAUUAGUCUAAGAAAAUACUUUGUUAAUGUUUUUAUUAAAAUAAUCCGUAACCAUUCUAUACAUUUCGAAGGCAUUUAUUUUCAGGAACUCUCAGCUAUAUAAUAUCAGCGUCAUUGAUAAAAAGACGGUCAUCUCGACACUAGAUAAAAUGAUUUUUUUCACUGCUGGCAGAAAUAUUACAAAAAGUAUCAUAGUUUUUUGACAAUUAAUUACAUGCUAAUUGCGUGUAGAAGUAUUCCAUUAACCCGCAAUUAGUUAGGGAACAGAUGUAGAUAUACACACUUUUUUUUACACUUAGGAAAUGUACAAGUUCCAGUAAUUAAUGUUUUCUAUUUACAUGUACAUAUUAUAAAGCAUAUUUAUUUUGAUAUCUGGUGUUAUAAGUAUGUUAUAA